GGUUUCAUUUCAGUGAUAAACCAACCACCAUCAUCAUACAUCACCAUUGACAACAAUAAGUUUCAUUUUGAUUCAAAAAAUCAAAAUCAAUAAUUCGUUUUUUCACAUUCAAUUCGAUUAUUCGAUCCUUUGCAUCACAUAAUAAUGUUUCGGCUAACAAUUCUUUCUACUAUCCUGGGUAUGUCAGCUGCCAUGUCUUAUGGUGGUGGUGGCGGUGGUGGUUAUAGCGGAGGCGGCGGCGGAGGUGGCGGAGGCUUUGGAGGUGGCGGAGGCGGUGGUGGUGGUGGUGGAAUUUUAGUACCAGCUGCAGUUAUUUCAAAUCAUCAAAUUCGUCAAUUCGAUGUACCAAGCUCGGGUUUUAUUAAUCCAACAACAAUCGAUGUGCCAGCUAAUUUCAUUCCAGUAAAUUUUAUUUUUCGUUCCGCAUCAUCAAUGGUAAAUGUUGCACAAAAACAUUCAUCAGCACCCGGAUCAUAUCGACAAAGUCAUAGCCAAGAUGAACCACAUAAAUUAGUUCAUACUGUUACUAAACCAAUCAUUCAGGAAGUUCGUGAAAUUAUUUCACCAUUUCGUCGUGUUACACAAACUGUUGAACCUGUACGUGAAAGUGUUGAAACUAUUGUUGCACGUAAUGCUGGUGGUGGUGGCGGCGGCGGCGGAGGGGGAUUUGGUGCCGGUGGUGGCGGCGGAGGUUUUGGCGGAGGAGGUGGAGGUGGAUCCUCUGGUGGUGGCUAUGGAGGUGGAUCAUCAGGUGGUGGCUAUGGAGGUGGAUCAUCUAGUGGAUAUGGUGGUAGUUCUUCAGGUGGUGGCUAUGGAGGUGGAGGCUAUGGAGGUGGUUCUUCAGGUGGUGGCUAUGGAGGUGGUUCAUCAGGUGGUGGUUAUAGUAUGUCCAUCAGUUCAGGUGGUGGUGGCUAUGGUAGUAGCUAUUAAUAAUCAAAAGAAAGAAAGAAAAAAGAUAUUCAAAUCCGAACACUGAUUAUAUAUUAUUAACCACCGAUUUAAUAUUUAUUAUUCGUCCAAUCCUCAAAAUCUUCAACCUUAACCACAAUUCUCAUUUUCUCAUUAUGAUUAUCGUUAAUUUUGAAAAAAACAAACAAAUAUUUUGUGAUCCGUUUAUUCUAAUUCAA
This is a messenger RNA of Dermatophagoides pteronyssinus (European house dust mite), 1127 nucleotides long. RefSeq lists its product as uncharacterized. NCBI's taxonomy places the organism in Eukaryota, Metazoa, Arthropoda, Arachnida, Sarcoptiformes, Pyroglyphidae. The record is from RefSeq and is a predicted model, not a curated record.